AUGCGCUUCAACAUCCUCAGCCUUUCGGCCCUUCUGGCAACUGCCUCCGCCUUCCCCGUCGCCAUGCGCGAUGUGGAGACCGUUUGGGAGACCGUCUAUGAAACCGUCUAUGAGACAGCCACUUUGAUCAGUGCGCCCACCAACCUCCCCAUCCAGGCGGCUGCCAUUCCUUCCACCACCACCACCAAUGCAGUCCCUACCACAACCAGCGUUCCAACUCUGAACGUCCCCACCGUUGCGCCCACCGUUGCGCCAACCCCCGUUGCCCCAUCCAGCACCAGCAGCGCUCCCGCCGCCACCGGCAGCGGCGUCACCAUCGUCAACAACCUCCCCUCAACCGUCUACUUGUGGGUUGUGACCGAGAACCCCGGUGAAAUGCAAACCCUGGCCUCCGGCGCAUCCUUCACCGACACCUGGCUCACCAACUCCAACGGCGGCGGUAUCUCCAUCAAGAUGUCGACCACCGAAGUCUGCGACGACGUCCUGCAGUUCGAGUACACCCAGUCCGGUGACGUCCUCUUCUGGGACAUGUCCUCCAUCAACCUGUCCAAGACAUCGGAGUUCGUCAACGCCGGAUUCCGUGUCACCAUCAGCGACGAGUCUUGUCCUACAUCGACCUGUGCUCCUGGUGAUGCCAACUGUGUCCAGUCCUACCAGCACCCUGAUGAUGUCAAUACCCUCGCUUGUGGUAUCGAUGCCGCAUACACUCUUACUCUGGGUUAG
This is a messenger RNA of Penicillium griseofulvum, 723 nucleotides long. RefSeq lists its product as uncharacterized. The transcript has a single exon. Lineage: Eukaryota; Fungi; Ascomycota; Eurotiomycetes; Eurotiales; Aspergillaceae. Bases 1 to 723 code for a protein of 240 amino acids. The record is from RefSeq and is a predicted model, not a curated record.